Cryptomeria japonica (Japanese cedar) is the source of this 1234-nucleotide messenger RNA. Its product is annotated as DNA-directed RNA polymerase subunit beta-like. The coding region runs from base 11 to 1234 and encodes 407 amino acids. The record is from RefSeq and is a predicted model, not a curated record. Gene Ontology annotation, biological process: DNA-templated transcription. Gene Ontology annotation, molecular function: ribonucleoside binding; DNA binding; DNA-directed RNA polymerase activity. Lineage: Eukaryota; Viridiplantae; Streptophyta; Pinopsida; Cupressales; Cupressaceae. The transcript has a single exon.
UCGUGCUUUAAUGGGUUCUAAUAUGCAGCGUCAAGCAGUUCCACUUGUUCAACCUGAGAAGUGUAUUGUCGGAACUGGAUUGGAGGGUCAAGCAGCUCUAGAUUCAGGAAGUGUAGCUAUAGCUAAGCAAGGGGGAAAAAUAAAGUAUAUUGAUGGUGAAAAUAUCACCAUAACUUCAUCUGUUGCUCGAAACAAUAUAGAAACAGAAUUGAUUCUAUAUCAACGUUCUAAUAGCGAUACUUGUAUGCAUCAAAAACCCCGAGUUCGCCAAGGGGAGUAUGUAAAGAGGGGACAAAUUAUAGCAGAUAGUGCAGCUACAGCAGGGGGAGAACUUUCUUUGGGAAAAAACAUCUUAGUGGCCUAUAUGCCAUGGGAAGGAUACAAUUUUGAAGAUGCAAUACUUAUUAGUGAACGUCUGGUAUAUCAAGACAUUUUUACUUCUUUCCAGAUCGUAAGAUACGAAAUUGGAGUUUAUUUUACGAACCAGGGCCCUGAAGUAAUAACUAGAGAAAUACCUCAUUUAGAUGCUUACUUACUUCAUCAUCUGGACGAAAACGGCCUUGUAAUGAUAGGAUCUUGGAUAGAAACAGGUGAUGUAUUAGUAGGUAAAUUGAUACUGGAAGCAGAAGAAGACUCACUAUUAAAUACUCCAGAAGGAAAAUUAUUACAAGCUUUAUUUGAUAUUAAGGCACCUACUGGAAAAGAAAAUUGUUUUAGAGUCCCUAAAGGUGUAAAAGGUCGAGUUAUCGAUGUGAGAUGCUUUCAGGAGUUUGAGGAAGAUGAUUAUCUCGGCGAUAUUGUAGAAAAAGUUCAUGUAUAUAUUUUACAAAAACGUAAAAUACAAGUAGGCGAUAAAGUAGCUGGAAGGCAUGGUAAUAAAGGUAUUAUUUCAAAAAAUUUGCCCAGGCAAGAUAUGCCUUAUUUACAGAAUGGAACACCAGUGGACAUGGUAUUAAAUCCAUUAGGGGUACCUUCACGAAUGAAUGUAGGACAGAUCUUUGAAUGUUCACUUUGUCCACAUCUGCUCGCGCAGACACUUCCCUCUGAGGCGGAACGCUCCCCUACCGAUGCAUUUUUUAUUACAUCCCACAGCUUUAGCAGAUCGCUUAGUCCCAAUCAUCUUCGGUGCAAGAGCGCUCGAGCAGUAAGCUAUUAUGCACUCUUUCAAGGAUCGCUGCUUCUAGGCGAACCUCCUAGCUGUCUUUGCACUCCUACCUCCUUCAUCACUCAGUGA